Messenger RNA from Schizosaccharomyces cryophilus OY26, 1404 nucleotides. RefSeq lists its product as uncharacterized. Lineage: Eukaryota; Fungi; Ascomycota; Schizosaccharomycetes; Schizosaccharomycetales; Schizosaccharomycetaceae. The record is from RefSeq and is a predicted model, not a curated record. The transcript has a single exon. Bases 109 to 324 code for a protein of 71 amino acids.
UUUAUAAACAACCCAUAAACCUUCAAAUGAAUCCUUAAAAAAGGUUGAAAUGCUAUAGGAUUGGUCUUCUAGUUUUAUCGUUCAAACAUAUAAAGAUGAGUAUUUUGGAUGCAGAGUUUUCUUAUAAUACCACUUUUUGAAUGCGACGAUGGGGUUGUAUUCUCACAUUUUUGCCUUACCACCACGACUAAAGCUCAAAGAUUGGAUUCUAGUGGAUCGAUGGACGAGACGAAUACAUACAUACAAGGAAGGUUCCAUGGUUUCGCCAUAUGGCUUUUACAAAUCAAUGCCAAGUCAUGGAACGAAUUGUAUACGCUUACGUGAAUCAAUGUGAAGAAAAUUAAACAAACAAUACUAUAUGUUUGUUGGAUACGAUUCUAUUCGCUCUGGCCUUAUGAUCAAAAAUAAUUAUCAUAUCAUUCAUGAAUUGUAAUAUUUUUACGUCUAUAAUCAAUUGAAUCGUAAGAGGAGUAUUUUAUGCCUUCAAAGCUUGGAGGGCUGCCUUGGCUGUAGAAGCGGCACUUUGAGGAUUGACACCGGUCACGACGCGAGAAUCGCUCUGAACGAAAUCAUCAUUGGGAGAAGCAGGAUCGAUAAAUUUAGCACCAGCUUUUCUGAAAGCAUCGUUCAUGGUUUCCAAGUUCUUUUUCUGCAUAAUGUCCAACAUGUUCAUACUCUCUUCCCCGGCUUUGUUAAAGGCUGUAACAUUACGACCUUCGACAAUGGAAGAAGCAUUAUUACGAGUCAAAUCAGAAAUGAAAGGAAGGAUGCAAGGACCAUGACAGACGGCUGCUAUAACACCGCCAUUUUUGUAAAUUUGAGCGGCAAUGGCUUGUAAAUCAAUAGCACCUGGUAGGUCAAAGAGGGCAGCAUGUCCACCAGCAACGAAAUAAAUAUUAUAUUCUGAAUAGUCAACAUCAGCUGCACGCUUCAUAUUUUUUAUGGCGGUCCAGAAUUCGUGGCUCUUAUCAUGAAGGACAUUCUUUACAUGUUCAGGUAAUUUGGACUCAUCGACGGAAUUGUCGUCAAAAUGGCAAGUGCCUUUCUCGGAAGUGAUAUCAACGUCUAAACCUGCUUGGCGGAAAACUUCGUAAGGGGUCAAAAGUUCUGAGAAAUGUACGCCUGUGUUUUUGCCAUCUGGAUAGAUGGGACCAUAAUAACUACUGGCUACUAGCAAAGCUUUUCCUGGCAUGAUGAAUACUAAGAAAACAAAAACAAAUAGCAAUCAAAUGAGGUUUUCAAUAAAAGCGAUGGAGAUUCGUAUGAAUCGAGUCUCUUUAUAUAUUAUAUUUCUCGACUAUAAUGUCACGAAUGACGACUAAGAAUACCUAAUUCAACCGGUAGUUAAGUAACUCCAAGUACUAACGUCAACCGACGUUUCACUUAGUGAAGAAAUCAUAUAAU